This is a messenger RNA of Pieris napi, 1397 nucleotides long. RefSeq lists its product as uncharacterized. Bases 204 to 1280 code for a protein of 358 amino acids. The record is from RefSeq and is a predicted model, not a curated record. Gene Ontology annotation, molecular function: galactoside binding; carbohydrate binding. The transcript is spliced from 8 exons. Lineage: Eukaryota; Metazoa; Arthropoda; Insecta; Lepidoptera; Pieridae.
UUUAUUCCAUUGAUACUCCUCAUCUCUGAUCUCAAUCGAUUUUUAAAUUGCAACUUUCAGUUAUAUUAUAUAUGUAGUAUGUACAUAAGAAUUAGUAAUGUAAAUUUAGUAUUUUAGUAUGUUGCCCUUAUAUCUCUCUCUCACUGAAUAGCGAUAUUGAUUUUAAAUUAAUAGGGGGAAUAAAAUGUGUGAACUGUAUAACAAUGGACAACGUUGAGGAAGGACAAGUGCCUAAAGAAUUUAUUGAAUAUGAUUUUGCAGAAGAUGCCCUAGACUUUGAGAUUCAGUUGGCUGAAGCGCAAGAAGUUAAGUUUAGUCAAACGUUGAUAGAACCUCUCUCAAUUGGAUCUCAUAUCGUGUGUACGGGGACGCCUUCAGAAGAUUUACCAUGGUUUGCUAUAAACAUCGGUUGUGGAGACGCCGAUAAAGGGGGUGGAGAUAUUGCCGUCCAUUUCAAUGUACGUUUACCCCAGUGUUAUGUUGUUAGAAACACGCGGCGCCAUGAGAAAUGGGGAACCGAAGAGACUACAGCCUACAGUAAAUUUCCCUUCAAAAUUGACACACUAUUCACAGUAGAGGUGCUCGUAGAUGAGAAAGAAACAUUAUGGGCGGUGAAUGGCAUUCAUUACUGUAGCUAUGCCCAUCGAAAUCCCAGUCCCCUUAUUGCUAACUGGGUGCAAGUAACCGGAGUAAGAGAUGCGACAUUGAAUGUACAAAAGACUGAAUUGUAUCCGACGCUGGCACCGCCUUUGUUUGAGGUACCACAGAGAGACUGUAUAAAUGGGCCAAUAAAGAAUGGGGAACCCAGUUGGCAUUCGAAUAUUAUAGCGACUUUACCAAUUGGAAUACCUGAAGAACAUCAACUGGUUAUACAUGGAAGACUCCGUCCAAUGCUUCACUCGUUCGCAUUGGAUCUAAUGGACAUUGCGCGUGAGUGGCCGCGUCCUAACAUCCUCUUGCACGUGAACCUGCGCGCGCACGUUGACUCGCAACUCGAUCGACAGUUGGUCGUUCUCAACGCUUGGCUCGGCGAUUGGGGUGCUGAGAGACGACAGCGGACUGCUAGACUUAUACCUGGCUCUGAGUCAACCGUCCGCAUAGUGAGGGGCUCGUGUGAGUGGAUGAUAUAUGCGGAUGAUCUACUAAUCGGGGAAUUCGAGUACCGGGCGUCUCCUGUUGGCGUGACAGCUAUGCGUCUACGUGGCGAUCUAUAUCCGGAACAAAUUUACAUAGCACCGACAAGUAACUCACCUGUUUACGAAAAACCAACCUCAACAUAAAUAAAAAUUGACAAUUAUUAAAUGAUAAAUGACUAUACAAGGGAGCGUUCAUGUAUUAUGCCACACAAUUUUUGGGAGAUUAUUGACACACACACACACACACACACACACACCCCC